CUGAAGUGGGGCGGAUGGAAGAAAAACAGCGGCGAUGGAAAUUACACCGCGGGAUUCCCAUUUACGAUGUCGUUAAACAAGCAUCGGAACAUCGCGUUUUCACACCUAUCAUCCUAGGACACUGACAGGCCAACAAAACGGGAUGCUGUACUUUCACCACUCCCUGUACUCUCAAGUCCAUCAAUGACCCUUUCAGCGAGAUCCCAGGAAGCCUAGGAGGCGACGGCGAGUGAAACAAAAGGAGCGAGCGAAACACGGAAACGAGGACAGGAAGUAGUCACGGCUCACCUCGGCUCUCGCGUCCCCCCCUUUGUGCCCGUCGGUCAGGGAUGGUGAGACCGGUAACCUCUCUUCCCUGUGGUGCAAACGACGUCCCUGCCUCCCCUCGCAACUCCCGCCAGCCAAACAGACGCUCAGACAGUCCACCAGUCAACCAGCCUGCUAUCGUCCAGCAACCUAUUACCUCACGCCAUGACUGCUCUGUCUGACCUGUUUUUAGGAACUCACUAAUUCAUGCCCCGGAGUGUGAGUGGAGUGGAGAUGAGAAAAAGGCAGGCGGCACACAUCGAGGCCCCACCCCAGGCCCCUGGACAGCCCCGACCCAACACCUGCUGCCUCUGCUGGUGCGGCUGCUGCAAGUGUCUCUGGAAUGAAGACAGGAUGGAGAGGAGUGAGCGACAGACCUGCACCAAGAUGGACAGUAUUGAAGCUGCAGAAGAACAACACGCCAGUCUGGAGGAGGUGCUGUCGUGGUCACGGAGCUUUGAGCUGAUGCUGCGCUCGUUGGAGGGCCGGGAGGUCUUCCGGGAGUUCCUGCGCUCAGAGUACAGCGAGGACAACCUGCUUUUCUGGUUGGCCUGCGAAGAUCUGAAGAAAGAGACGGAUUCCUCGGUGGUGGAUGAGAAAGCCAGGAUCAUAUACGAAGACUACGUGUCCAUAUUAUCACCCAAAGAGGUGAGUCUGGACUCGCGGGUCAGAGAAGGAAUAAACCUGACCCUGGCGGAGCCCAGCAACCUGAUGUACGAGGAGGCCCAGUUUCAGAUCUACACCCUGAUGCACCGCGACUCCUUCCCCCGUUUCCUCAACUCCUCCGUUUACAGAGACCUCCUGGCCAACAGGAGGCGCACCUGCCUCGACACCUAGACCCCUCCGCCCUCCCUCAUCGCCAUCGUACGCCAACGAGACUACUACUUAAAACUUCAAAUACUACUAUGGUGCCAGAAGUCGGGUUUGGAAAAUCUCUCCCUCUCUUUUGAUUGAAAAGACUGAAUGACAUCCAAGAUAGCUGGUUGUUUUUUUUAUUUAUAUUUUUUAAGCAGUUUAUAUCCAGUUCUCCACUGGAGCCAGGUCGGCCUUUGCUGGUUGGUUAUUGGUCAGAUUUAAGACCAUUAAUGCUGGCCAGUGAUUGUUUUGCUAGCAAUUUGUGCUGUCUGUUACGGUUGACUGGCCAACCCACGUGUCAGCGGUCGGUUGAGGUGGCCGACCUGAUGGCCAGCUGUUGGUUAACCGUGGACAAGGACUCCUCAGGCGGUGGGGACAGAAGCAGAGAGAGAGAGGAAAAGGACAAGCCAGCUGUUCCUGUAGUGCGAUAUUUAGACCUCAUGCUUUCUGCCCUCACUUUGAUAUAACGUUACUCAUCCUCUUUCACGUUGUUUUCUCUAAUCCUGUGCCAUUCCUCAGAUGCGUUUGAUUUUUAUUUCUUUACUGUCCGAACGUGACGCCUAGUUGUUUGUGGGAGUUUGGGCCGUCCCCGCCCUUCUAACCAGUAGAAUCACUGGCUCCGCAUGUAACUCUCUCUCUCUACAGUAGCUUGACGAUGUAAGCCGCGGACUGCAACCGUUUUUGAAUAUUGAGAUGUAUUCAGACAGGGGACCUGUCUCUCUGUCUGGCUGUCUAUGUUCAGUGAAGGGAAAAAGUACACUUCUGCCAAUUUAAAGCUUACUGCAGUUUUUUAUUGAGGAGACUCGAUGGCUCCUGCAGCAAAGGCAGCAGCAGCAGCAGCACCUAUCCAUCCACCCGCCGGUCCAUCCGUCCGUCUGUCCGUCCAAACACUUUCCUUCUUUAGGAUUCUUUAACUGGGAGAAGUAAGGGCUAGAAUUGUGGUUGGGCAGCUACAUGUAUUAUUAUUACUCAUGAACUUUAGACAAAAAAAAAUCUCUCAACUGAGAAAAUCACAAUGCCUUUACAUGUAAGAAAAGGCAGCACAAGUGCUGCUGGAGUUUUUCUGGAAAGCAACCACAGUUUGUCCAACGAUCCCUACCUCCCAUCUUUUUUUCCUCCCCCGCCCCGCCCCGCCCCGCCCCGCCCCUUCUCCCUCCAACUCAGACCAUCACAGCCUGACAAGCACAGGUGCCCAAUGUGGGGGGACGAAAAACGCCGCUGGAGAAAACACAAGCAAACCCACAUUGACUCCAAAUGGUCAACUCCAUUUUGAAAAUCUCGAGCAGAAAACAGAGGGUUUAGCUUGAAAAGCGAAUUGAGCGCAUUGAGCUGGUUCUGCUUGGAGAACAGAAGCAGAUGAAGCAGGCACUGAAAUCAUUGGGCUAUUGAGCCCUGGCCUUUGUCUGUAAGGCUUUAUUUUAGACGCUGUAGGUAACAUGGCAGUCCCUGGAGUCGGACGUCCAGUAUCACACUGCAGAUUUGUGACCCGGGUGCCAAACAUAAUGUCAAAGAUGCUGUGAAGAGAUAUUAGCUGUGACUUGUCACCAGGCUGUAGAGUCUCUGUCAUUCCAGUGCAUGUCUGCUACUCCAGCAGAUGAAGCCGGGAGAGUGUGUGGUAGUCCUUCGGUUAGCUACCGCCCAUCAAGACACUCGUUUUCUUACCAGAGCUAGCGAGGAGGGUUGGUGUAACAAUGCUAACAGGCUACGGUGCCGGGCUAGCAAAGAGGUUUGCAUUAGUCAAGCUGGCCCUUUCAACAAGGCUAGCUAGGUUUCAGCAUGCUGUUUGGCAAGCAGUUAGCAUGCUUGAGCUAGCCAAGAUAAUCCUCCAUCCCACUGCCAGCCCUCACACACACACACACACACACACACACUGGUUUGUUUUUCUAAUCUGACUUUGACAGCAUGCGAUGAUAAUGGCUAUGUGUGUGUAUGGUACAGUUACACACUUAACAGAAAAAUUUAGAAAAAAAAAAUAAAACUUUAAGCGGUUCUUGCCAAAUGUCCCACUAACAUUUUUAGUAUAUAAAAGGACAUUUUGUUUUUUGAUGAUAUGAACAUUUGAACAUGAACUUUGUUCCUGGCCUGUGGAUGUGCAGUAGAAAGUGCAUGAGUGCAGUAUACGCUUUUUUUUAUUAUAACUGGGCCUCCAAUCAUACAGAUUAUGUCACGUGAUGGAUAGCAGACCUCUUGGUUUGAUGGUUAGUGCAGUCUUAAAGUGUCAAUGGAACAGUGCCAGUCCUCACUGAGAAAUGUAGGCAUCCACGUUGCCGCCUCCUUUUAACUACCUGAAGUUCACGUGCCAAGUUUGGUCUAGAUUAAAUUUAGGAGUAGACAGUGCAGGAUGUCUAGCAGACUAUUGAAGUGCAAUUGGAUGUAGUUAGUCAUUAUAGAUUAGAGUCUAUUUGAAGCUGUGUCCCAUUGUGUUAGAUUGGUUUUGAAUUGGUUAUCUUGUAAAUUACUAAUCACGACUCCAUGCGGGAUGCUCAGAAUGUUUUAAUGCGUUUGCAAGUUUUAUUAGAGGAACUAACUAAGGACGCAGAUAGUUAAAAGAAAAAAAAAAAAGAAAUGCAGGUCCUCUGCUGGAGCCUAAAUAAACAACAGUCCGUGGAAUCAUGGGAUUUAGAGUUUUCCUCCAGAUUUAUUUUCACUUCAAAAUGCCAACUGGAUGAAGCUGCCAGUUCAAAACCAAGCUAUCAUAAUACUGCAGCAGCUUUCUGUCGUGAGGUAAAGAAAGCAAGUCUAAACCAAUAAUCACACAACAGUUUGCAAUGUUCCUUAUUGAAAAUAUACUAUAUUUAACCUUUGGCAAUACAGUACACACAUGCAUCCUACAUUAAUACCCAUAAGGACUUGAUUGAUAUUGCUUAGCUGCUUUUAAUGAAGAGCUGUGCAUGCAUGCGCUCAGUUGAUCGGAAGCAGAGGAAUACAGAGUAAUUAAUCAAUUCUGAUAUUGGAUCAGUUUUCACACUUAUUCCCUGGAGUUGUUUUCAUUUCCAGGAAACAAAAGCAUUUCGUAUUUGGACGACUCUGUAACUUUGUGACUCAGCAGAAUAACACCCGACCUGCAGACGAAUCCCUGUUCUGCACCGUACGGCCGCAUUUCCUUGUUGCAGAGUCUCUACAGUAAUUAAGACGAGAAUGUUUCACCAAGAACCAGAUAAUGAAAUCAUGGUGCAAUUAAACCGAGUUUACAUUUAUAAAUUGUGAGAUGUGUUUUAACCUUAUGAAAUGCUCGUAACAGUGGGGAGCUAGCUGUCCCCAGUGUGAGCAGAGACGCCAGCAGGUUUAGGGCUGGCAGGACACUCUGCCCUGUGCUAACUCUGUUAGCACCUCACAGGGUUUACAGGGAGGACAGACACAGCAGAAACCCAGGUAACAGUGUUUUACAGGGAGGACAGACUCGGCACAAACACAGGUUUGCUGCCGACGUCCUUUCCUCUUAAUUUAUUGUGACUUUUACACAGCGGGGAAAAGUACACGGUUGUUUAUUUUUAAUAACUGCAUUUCAAAUGUGGAUUUUACAAGCAAUGACGACGAUGUGAAGUGAUGUAGUGUCAUCGCCGACUUCAGAUUUUUGUCUUUAAAUUUCCACGGGUGGGGUUGUGAAACGUGGCUGUGGUUUUAUCGACUGAAGACAAGGUUGAGAGCUGAAAUGCGCUGAUAGGGCGGAGGAGGUUUGCGAAGCUUUGGCCUUACUGACACGUUUUAUUUUAUUUCCUUUGUAUAAAAAAAAAAACAACGACAAACGUCUCUGUAGGCUUUUCACUACCUCUCAUGUUGGUUAAUUUAUUUCACAUCUAGUUGUUAAUGUACAAGUUGUUUUUAGAUCUACUUGAAACCUAACACUGUAAACAAAAAUGUGCACAGAAAAAUGACUAUGUAUAUGACCAGAGGGGUUGAAGAGAGCUUGGCCUAGUCGACAUUAUUUUUUCGUUUGUAUGUAUGUUUGUUUUUAAUUGUGUUGAGCUGAACUAGAUUUUGCAUCUCUGUAAAGAAUUCAGGAAUCCACUGUCUAAGGGCUAAUCCCAUUUUUGCCUAUGCAAAUCUGUUACUGUGGCUGAGUUGGGAAAGGGCGACUACCGCACCUUUCACCUGUGUUAGAUGGACCAUGGUUUACAUUGCCCUUUGCUGAUAUUCUUCAAUCUUAUUCAGCAAAAAUGUACGCUUAUUUUUGUUUCUAUAUAAAUAUUAUAUAUAUAUAUAUAUACACAUAUAUAUAUAUAAAACAAGUAAUAUACAGAGAAAAUAGUAUAUGCCUUCGUGAUGAUAAAAAAAGAAACCUUGCUGAAAACAAAUAAAUGUUGUCUGACAUUAUGUGGCUGUGUGCUGGAGUCUUGGUAAGAUGAUGAAGACGACUGGAAUUCAGACUUGACUGUAAAGCUCACUGACUGAAAACUCUCAUUACUCAGGCUACAACUAGUAGCUGACCCUGUGCAGUAUUUCCUAACGGAGGGCGAGAAAACUUCAUUUAAUAGCGGAGCAACCACAUCCUUGACUUUCUGUGACAGAUGUCGUCAUCCAGCCCCAGCGUGUGAGGUCAGUAAGGUGUUUCGGACCACACGGGACUUGUCCUUGUCAUUUUUCACUGUAACGUUUGGUCGUUUUAAAAGCGAGACUGUGUAACUUUUGCCAAACGAAGGCCUUCGUUGCCGCAGGUGACAGCUGAGGGAUAUGAGUGGGAGUGAAUGAUAAAAUGUAGCACAAGCGGGACAAGAGUCAAGUCAUGAAGUGACUAUAUGAGUCAUGACACAAGCAAGUGGUCACACCAGACCCAGGAAGGCUGCAACGCCAGAACCUUUGAGUACACUGUUUUACUGCUCAUGAAUAUUCACCUGUAGGCGUCAAAGUGCGUCACUUCCUAAUUCAAAAGUUACAUCGUCUCACUUUGAAGGGCUGACUUGGAGCAAACCGGGAAACAAGCUGCGUUAUUGAGGGUAUCUGCCUUUGAGAUGUGCACUGUCUGUACACGAGUCACAUUUUAUAACCAGUAAUUCAUCAAGAAAAUAAGAGAAAAAAAUCCACUUGCCAUGAAGCGAUUAACAUUUUAGCGUCAUUACCUUUCCGUUGUUUGUCAGUGGACGCUGCACGGCUGUCGUGAAUUUGUAAUAAAAUGAGUGCAGCGUCAUCAGCAGCAGAUUUUUCUAUUCUUAUUUUGUUUGUAGCCGCAUCCAGUCCAGACUAUCACUGUGUUAAUACAGUAGCGUUGAUCAGCCGAAGUGGCGCCGCUAAUGCAAGAUGUAAGAAAAGUCAGUGAUACUUUACUCGCGAGACCAUUCGCUCAGCUCUUAUGAGCCACUUUGAGCUUCGAGCUGAGCUUUGAUUGAGGUCUUUUAACUCUUUGUGCAGAAAAUUUUGCUCCUGGAAGCGAGAAGAGGAGGGUUGAUGGAUAGAUUUUUCCCACAAUUCCUCACAGCGCGUCAUGGCUGAAGAAAGACGGGUUUAUCGACUGAUGUUGCUUUGAAACCUGCUUUGUGCGUUUCCCUCGGUUGGAUUUGGUGCCUCUUUAUGCUUCACAACAGACCUCAAGAUCUCUUUCUGUCUCUCUUUCUCCGUCUGUCUCUCUUUCUCUGGGGCUCUCACCUCCUCUCUCUGCAAAAUCACACACACAACACAGUUCAUAGCAGUUAAGAGCAGAGUUUUACAGCAAAAAUCACACCGACGUUUGUUCCUCCUACAUGAAUGCCGUCGCCCUCAUAUCGUCUCUUUUGUACCUCUUCCAGAGGUGUUUGUGCUACUUUCGCAAAGAGAUCAUGUUUGUGCAGGUACUGGUUGAAGUUGGUUUUCAACAGUUUUAGGCAAUCACUUUUCUCUUUAUUGAUUUAGAUGCCUAAGCCUCUUGGUUUUUGUCAUGCCUUUGUAGAUAGAUCACAGUCAUCGCGAGAUGAUCUGCAGGUGAAAAUAAAAACAAUUUUACUGUCACUUUAGGCGAUUAAAAAAAAAGUGACGUUUUUUCUAUUCAGCAUGCUUUUUGCUAAAUAAAUGAAAUAAUUCAGUUAUUUGCUAUAAACGAUACUGUAUGAGUAUGUAUUCAAGUACUGCAGUAUGCAGACAAUUAAAAAUAUCAGAAACUCUUUUGAGAGGUUCAUAUUUUUCUUCUAAUAUGUUUCACUAAUAUUGAUGGCUAUGGGUUCUUAAUUCUUGUUUUGAGUGUCUUAUGGAUUGCCAGAAUGACUAAAAGACCCUCUUUGUAUUAACAAAUAUAGACUAUGGUUGGUUAUUUCCACGUGCAUGACUUGCAAAUCAGUUUUACAUGGACAGUGCUAGCGCAGCAGGCUUUUUAAUCAAGAGUUUGGUCAGUCGAGCUCAAGUUUUCACUGUUUUUCACUGGUUGCUUGACGGCUUUUGAUGAUGACUGAGAUCCUGACUUUUAUUCACAUCAAGGCAGAGGAAGCUUCCUCCUUAAGGCCGCUAAGGGUCAACAAGGCUGUGUGGAGUGAAAUCUUAUUUCUUUGGCCGAGCCUUAUCUUGCCUCACAAAGCAAAUGUGACCUCUUAGCAGUAAGGUUUUAAAAAGACGACGGACCUUCAAACAGCAGCCAGUAAGAGCGAGCUCGUGAGUUCGGUAGAUUGAGCAACUUCCUCGAACAUCUCAGACCACUGUGUCCCUCACGUUCAGGAUCCGAUUGCUUUUCGUCAUGACUUUGAAUUUUAUCAAAGGAAAGUGAUCCGCAGACGCUGUCUAAAGUGCCCUGAGAUGCGGAAAUCCCUUAAGUGUAGCAUUGAAACGAAUUUUCUAUCUUAUUAGUCCAACCUUGACAAAACACCUUCCUGUGUUGUCGAGUAGCACAGGAGGGACUCUUCUCCUCCAGCCUCGUCUUACAGGGAUGUGAAUCUCUAUUCAAGACAGAGCUGGGACAGAAUUAACAGCACUGAGCGUGACGGAGUUUGUACAUUGUGAGGUUAUGUUGGUAUUGGCAAUUUUCUGCAUGAUAGUAUAAUACAGAUGUGACUGUAGUUUUCACCAGUGACACUCGAAUCCACAUUAAAGAAAUAUGUAUAAGUCUAGUGUAAAAAAUGUGGAAAACUCUGCUUGGUUAACAAAAUUUACAUUAGCUGUGUCGAACUGUAGCUAAAACAUGAUGGAUGUGAAGCGUUCUUCAGAAAUACUCUGACAUUUUUGGGAAAUACACUUAAAUGAGAAGAUUGAUACCACUCUCACAUCUGUGUGCUAACUGUGAAGCGACAGCUGGCAGCUAGUUAGCUAGCUAGGACUAACUGGGUGAAAGUGUUAGCCUGGCUCUGUCCACCUCUACAGAUCACUUAUUUUACCUUGUUUGUUCAAUGCGUAUAAAAAAACAAGUGUAAAAACAAACAAUUUGUUGUUUAAUGGGGGUUAUAUGACUGUUCCAACACAGCUAACGUUAAAAAAAUAGUUUUGCUAACUUUAGCUAACCAGCUGCUGGCUUCAUGUCUUUUUAGCUAGCUAACUCUCAGCAAGCAAGUAAGCGUAUUUCCCAAAUGUCAAGCUAUUCCUUCAAAAGAACAUUAAAAAUCGAUGAGCUAUGUAAAAUUAAAGCAAAAAAGAUGGAAAAACAAGGUUGAAUUUGCCUGAUACACACAAUGCAACUGUCCCACUAAGUACAACAAUGCUCCUUUGGUGGAUAGUAUGUGCCAAAAUUAUAAUCUACCUUUUGUUUCAGUGUGAAGGGGUCAAAAGAAUAGUUGGAAUAUAAAAUCACAUGUUCAGUUGGACUUCUUCACGAGGACACAUUUUGUUAUUUGUCUUUUCACGUUGCUGUCGUGGGUUUGUGUCAUCUCCCUGAAUCAUCCACGUAUAAUCGACUUCAUUGACAUGUAACCAACAGACCUGAGGACUCUGUACGACAGGCACUGAACAUUGUGAAGUGUGACUGAUGUGGAUUACGAGCAACCAUAUCGGACCCAACUGAAACUGUAACUGUCCUAAAUAUAGCUGUUCACUAUGUUUAAUUUGUUUUGUACUGUUUUAAUUUAUUUUAACAGGUUUAUUUGAGUCACUUUUUUUUUUGUAUCUCAAAAGACACAAAAAUGGUUGUUCAUCAGCCUUUAACUUCAUAUGAGUUUCCAUCACGUCAACGGCGUGUUCAGUUGUGGUACGUUUUGAUCGACGGUUCAGUCUCUGUCUUUGUUUACACGAUGACAUCUUGCAUUAAGAGAAAAUUCCAAUAUGUGGGAACUGCCCUUGAAUAUCUGUAAUUUAAAUA
Chelmon rostratus (copperband butterflyfish) is the source of this 9343-nucleotide messenger RNA. It is a transcript of the gene rgs17, whose product is annotated as regulator of G protein signaling 17. NCBI's taxonomy places the organism in Eukaryota, Metazoa, Chordata, Actinopteri, Chaetodontiformes, Chaetodontidae. The transcript has 6 exons. Bases 514 to 1143 code for a protein of 209 amino acids. The record is from RefSeq and is a predicted model, not a curated record.